This is a messenger RNA of Cydia amplana, 1483 nucleotides long. RefSeq names its product nucleolar protein 56 (gene Nop56). The transcript is spliced from 8 exons. Gene Ontology annotation, cellular component: box C/D methylation guide snoRNP complex; small-subunit processome. Gene Ontology annotation, molecular function: snoRNA binding. Lineage: Eukaryota; Metazoa; Arthropoda; Insecta; Lepidoptera; Tortricidae. Bases 103 to 1479 code for a protein of 458 amino acids. The record is from RefSeq and is a predicted model, not a curated record.
UUCCAAAGCGUUAUCGCGCAAUACGGCGUAUAUUCAACGCGUGUUUUUAUUUUAUUUGAAAAAUGUGGUGAAUUAUUGAACAGAAACACAAAAUAAACAAAAAUGAGUAAGUUCUAUGUUCUUUACGAACAUAGUGCGGGCUUCGCCCUCUUCCAAGUGGCGGAGUUCGAGGAACUGGCAGCAUUCCUGCCGCAAGUCGAGGAGUCUGUGACUGAUCUGCAGCGGUUCAACUCUGUGGUCACUCUCAUCGCGUUCCAGCCCUUCAAAUCAGCUAUCACCGCCUUGGAGAAUAUCAACGCGGUUUCUGAAGGUAUCAUACCGGAGGACCUAAACCUGUUCCUGGAGGGAGCUUUACCAAAGCGCAAGAAGCGCGGAAAAUGCACUCUUGGUGUCGCAGAUCCCAAGCUCGGUGCCGCCAUCAGCGAAGCUCUGGAGAUUCAGUGCUCCCAUGUUGGGGCCGUUCCGGAGAUCCUAAGAGGCAUUCGCCACCACUUCCACGCGCUCAUCAAGGGACUGACUCUCAAGGCAUGCAGUGUAGCGCAGCUCGGCCUCGGGCACUCAUACUCCAGAGCCCGUGUCAAGUUCAAUGUACACCGAGUGGAUAACAUGAUCAUACAGUCUAUAGCGCUGUUAGAUCAGUUGGACAAGGAUGUCAAUACAUUCUCCAUGAGAAUCAGAGAGUGGUAUUCCUACCACUUCCCCGAGCUCGUCAGCAUCGUCCCGGAGAACUACCUCUACACCAAGUGCGCGGAAUACAUCAAGGAUCGCAAGUCCCUCUCCGAAGAGUCGCUGGAUCCCAUCACCGAGAUCCUGGGCGACUCGGAGAAGGCCCAGGCCAUCCUGGACGCCUCGAAGAUGUCCAUGGGCAUGGAUAUAUCACCGGUGGACCUGAUUAAUAUACAGAUGUUUGCUGAGAGGGUCGUGAAGCUAAGCGAUUACAGGAAGCAGAUAGCGGAGUACCUGCACACGAAGAUGAACUCCGUGGCACCUAACCUGACGACUCUGAUAGGCGACCAGGUCGGCGCUCGCCUCAUCUCCAAGGCUGGCUCUCUGACCAGUCUCGCCAAGUACCCGGCUUCCACGCUGCAAAUACUUGGUGCUGAAAAGGCGCUAUUCAGAGCUCUGAAGACCCGCUCAAACACGCCCAAGUACGGUCUCCUGUACCACUCGACCUUCAUCGGACGCGCGGGACUCAAGAAUAAGGGUCGCAUCAGUCGAUAUUUGGCCAAUAAGUGCUCCAUCGCGUCGAGAAUCGAUUGCUUCUCUGAGUCCCAAACAACAGUGUUCGGCGAGAAACUCCGUCAACAGGUCGAAGACCGGCUCAAGUUCUACGAGACCGGAGACAUCCCCAAGAAAAACAUCGAGGUUAUGAAGGAAGCCAUGGAGGAGGCUCUCAACGCCACGCAGGACCAGGAGCCCAGCGCCAAGAAGAAGAAAAAGAAAAAGAAGAAGAAGGAAGAGCCUAUGGACGAGGAUUAGUGCC